Messenger RNA from Bradysia coprophila, 745 nucleotides. RefSeq lists its product as uncharacterized. Gene Ontology annotation, molecular function: RNA binding. Lineage: Eukaryota; Metazoa; Arthropoda; Insecta; Diptera; Sciaridae. Gene Ontology annotation, cellular component: mitochondrion. Gene Ontology annotation, biological process: regulation of mitochondrial transcription. The record is from RefSeq and is a predicted model, not a curated record.
UCAUUCUACUUCUUGUGUACUCCAACGACUCCAACCUCUUUCCUCGUCCGUUUUGGUUGCUUCAUAACAAUAUUCUCAGAUGUCUGUCGUUUCAAUAAUUAAUAGAAAUUUCCUCAAAACGGCUGUAUCGGUACGAUGCCUCAGCUGGCAUUCAAAUUAUGUACAGGGUCCGGGUGAUCAAACAGUUAAUCGUCAACAUAUUUGUUCAACGAAAAAGCUGCCAGCAGUGACUUUAAGCAAUGGUAUUCAGUGUCGAUUCAAAUACAAUAAAUCACAGAAUAAGAAAGGCGAUGACGAGGAGGAUGACGGCUCAACUUCCACUGACAGAGAUUUUUAUGAUGCCGAAAUAACAACAGUACGAGUCUCUUCACUGCGUAUGGAUUUGAUAGUUAAAUCGGGUCUUGGAUUGGCUAGAAAUAAAAUCGAAAGUGCCUUCUAUGACAGUAAAAUUCGAGUGAAUGGCAAUAAAGUGGCGAAAAAGAGUGUUACGCUUCGUCUACAAGAUGAGGUAGACAUUAUCAAAGGAUUGAGCCCGUUGAAUAAAGAACAUUUGAUAGUGUCACGACUCGUAAUUGUUAAAGCAAAAGCCAAUGAAGAAGACAUUUCAAUUGGGCUGCGCAGAUAUAAGAAUUUAACAAUAGAAAACUACAGUGGUCAAAAUGCAUACAAACAGUCGGAAACGGCAGAAUAAAUUUUCGGACCGUAGGCAAUGAAUUGUAAAUUAGUUUGUUAUUUCGGAGAGACG